CCUUCUAGAUACCACAUGGUUUACUUAGAUUACUAUUAAUCAUAAUUGGAGUCUUCUGACACUAAAUUCCUUGAAUAAAAUUCUCAGCAAAGUUCAUUUCUUCCAGAACUUUAAGUAAAAAAGACCAAUUCAAAUCCCAGGUCCCCUCAAACUAGCUUCUGGGUGGAUGUGGGAAGAAGAAAUCAAGUCUCACCAUCCCCCACACUGGUGGCACUGCCACCAUCUCUCCUGCGGACCUCAUGGCCAACUCUUUAUUUAACAAACCAAGAAACUUUAAAAUAUAGAGCAUUUCAGUGUCUUACAUGACUAGGGAAAGACAACAUGGAGAAUGUCAAGGGGAAAAAAAAACUUUCAAUCCCUCCCUUAACUUUUUCCCUAUUUACUCAAUGAUACAAGCUAUCACUUUCCUGUCUUUCAGUCACCUCUCAUUCAAACUCUGAUAUUUCUGAUGUAUUCUAUUUCUAGAACAGAUGGGAAAUGAAAUUUCACUUCAGAUACUUCAGGAAAUUUAAAAUUGGCUCCAAUUUAAGAAAUAGGAAAGGGUUGAUUCAACGCUGUGGAUUAUGGACCUCUUUCUUCUGCUUCUGAUGCUUCUGGUGUCCCAGCAAGUCUCUGGGAAGCUUAGACCGAACUGCCCGCUGAGUUUGGAGCACCGGGAUGAAAGCCAUCCAUGGAGCUAUUAUGGGCAAGGAGACCAUCUCAUUGGUAUAGUCCUCUGUGCCACAAGAAUGUUGCGUGAAAUGUUGCUUUUCAACAUGGCUCCAAAUAAAAAGUCUCACUCUCAGACAUUUAAUGAUAUGGCUAGAAUCCUCCGCUUCAUUAUGACUAUUGAAGAGAUCAACAAGAAUCAACGGUACCUGCAAAAUGUCACCCUUGGCUACAACAUCCAGAAUGACUAUUUUAACACAAUUGGCACUUCAGAAGCUUUGCUGGACAUGCUCUCUACCGGAGAUGCCAAUGUUCCCAAUUACAGCUGUGGAAGGAAGGACAACGUUUUGGCUCUUCUUGAUGCAGCUGCCAGUGAUAUCUCCAUCCAGAUGUCAACCUUAGUAGGCACCUACAAAGUGGCACAGACCAGUUAUGAAAUUGUUUCGGAAGCUCUGAGUGAUAAAAGUCAGUUCCCCUUUUUCCACCCGAUGUUCCCCAAAGAAGGGAUCCAAUAUCCCGGCAUUGUCCAACUGCUCCUCCAUUUCAGAUGGACCUUGAUUGGUCUCUUUGCUUCUGACACAGAAAAUGGAGAGAAUUUCAUGAGGACUUUUACUCAGAUGCUUGUCAGGAAUGGGAUUUGUGUUGUUAUAUCACAACGAUUCUCAACGACUCGGCGCACAGCACCCCUCAGGGAUGCUGUCUCUAAGUGGAGACAAGUCAAUGUCUUUCUUCACUCCAUCGAACAUGUUCCUCUUUUGGAGAGAAUUAUUCCUUUCCAUUUAACAUUUAGGCAGUUGUCUGGACCUAUAGAAGGGAAAGUCUGGAUCCUCACAAUCUUUGAGAAACAUUACAUGCAAAGGAACAAAGUUUUAAAGUACAUUCAUAGUGUAUGGAUUUUUUCUUUACAGGAAAAAAAAGAUAAUGCCUUAUAUCCCUACCACUAUGUAGAACGCCAAUAUCGAGAUCGGUCUUUGCACUGUUCUUUUUCAAAGCAUGCCUUUUCUGUCAAAGGUCGUAAAAGAUGCACCCAGAAAGCAUCAUUGGAGAAUAAAAUAGCUGGUUUGUGGAUUGAAACUAAACUAAAAGUUUUCAGUAUCGUGAGGACUCUGACCCACGUCUUGAAUGCUGCAUAUGCCUCCAUAUCCAGGAGGAAAAGACAGAAGGACAAAAAGAAGUUGAAGGCUUCAAGGCUGCAGCCAUGGCAGCUUCAUCCCUUUAUGAAGAAGAAUGUAUUUUGUAAUAUUUCCCUUUGGAAACUGUACGUGGAUCAAAAUGGAGAUAUAGCUGCAGAUCUGGACAUCGUGAGCGGGUUUAGAGCCAAAGAUUACCUCAUCAAAGGCAAACUGGGGAGUUUUAAAAAAAAGGGACUUUUUGUCAACCAAGAUGCUCUUCAACAGCUAAUGUCGCUCAACAAGGUGAGAAAAAUAUUGGUGUCUUUUCUCUAUUGUCCAAAGACGUAACACCUUUUUCAACCAAGCUAAGCAUAGUCAAAUUUUAUGGUCAAAUGAAUCCACAUGAAACUGAUGAGAGGGGCCCUCAGGUGCUUGGAUUGUGAUUGCGAUAGCCUUGCUUCUUUCUUGGCAAAGAAGAAAGCAAUUUUGUUUAGUAGUUUCUGAAUUUGGUGUCAGACUGAAUCCAAUGAAAUUCAG
Messenger RNA from Pantherophis guttatus, 2297 nucleotides. NCBI's taxonomy places the organism in Eukaryota, Metazoa, Chordata, Lepidosauria, Squamata, Colubridae. The record is from RefSeq and is a predicted model, not a curated record.